Schistosoma turkestanicum is the source of this 5269-nucleotide messenger RNA. The record is from the annotation of a GenBank genome assembly. NCBI's taxonomy places the organism in Eukaryota, Metazoa, Platyhelminthes, Trematoda, Strigeidida, Schistosomatidae.
ACAUCUGCAUUCAUACCAACAUUCAAUUCACUUCAUCUUGGGUCGCUCAAUUUGACAUGAGUGUUCGCCGAAUAAGUAAAAAGUUCAGUGUUCAGUCUGUGGAGGCUUCAGAAUUAAAGGGUGCAAAGUUGUCACUCUUGGGGGAAUCUACUGAGGCAUAUGCUGGAAUCCCUACGGAAGUUGUUGAUGAAGAUAUCGAGGUUGAAGACGAGAACCAUACACAACUUAAUCUUUUCGAGGAAGAUGAUAAGACAUUACCUCCGAUGAGUAACUGGUUUGGUAAGCUGGCGGCUUAUACUGGUGGAAUAGAACCAACAGUGGGUGAAACUAAACAACUGAAAGAAAAGCAAACGAAGUCAAGUGAUAACAAACGUUUGGGAACCAUAUUAGGUGUUUUCCUACCUUGCUGUCAAAAUAUAUUCGGCAUCCUAUUAUUUGUUCGUGUUGGGUGGAUCACAGGUGUGGCAGGCGCGUUUCAAACGUUUCUGAUAGUAUUUCUGUGUUGUAGUUGCACCAUGCUUACUGCUUUAAGUAUGUCUGCGAUUGCAACAAACGGGAAAGUUCCUGCUGGUGGAUCGUAUUUCAUGAUAUCACGUUCUAUUGGCCCUGCAUUUGGUGGAGCAGUUGGUUUGCUCUUCUAUCUUGGUACUACAAUAGCUGCUGCUAUGUAUCUGGUAGGAGCUGUCGAGGUGUUCCUAAAAUACAUACUUCCUCAGGCUUCGUUAUUUGGUGAUAUUACAUCUGAUGCUGCCCUGUUCAACAAUACACGUGUUUACGGCACAAUACUUUUGUUUGUUGUUAUGUGUUGCGUGUUCAUGGGUAUUCGUUUUGUUAGUCGAUUUGCUGCCGUCAGUUUGGCUGCUGUCCUGAUUUCAAUUCUGUGUGUGUAUUUAGGAGUUUUUACAGUGAAUCCAUCGAGAAGUCCUUAUGUUUGUGCAUUGGGUGGACGCUUGUUAAGUCAAGAUUUUAUCACUGUCAAUGGUACCGCAGAAUGUCAUAAAGAUAUCACUGGUCCCAUUUAUGAAGCAUAUUGCCGAAAUCGUAAAACAGCAACAGAUGAAUCAUGUGCAUUUUUCAAUGCUAACAACAUCAGUUAUUUUCCUGCAAUGCCUGGUUUAACUUCAAAGAAAUUUUUUGAAAACUUUUUCCAGUCGCAUUAUCGUGAAAAAGGGGAAGCAUAUGAUGAUAUUGAUUUCCCAGCUGACCGCAAAUAUGGCCAAGGCCCAAAUAUAGCUGAUGUUACAUCAAGUUUUAUGCUUCUCUUGGGUAUCUAUUUCCCCUCUGUUACGGGCAUCAUGGCUGGUUCUAACCGAUCAGGCGAUUUGACUAAUCCUCAAAAAUCAAUUCCAUUGGGAACGAUAUUGGCUAUCACAAUGACGUCGUUUGUAUAUCUCUCAUCACCUUUAUUGUUCGCUGCAAUCUGUGAUGGCUCUGUUAUGAGAGAUAAAUUUGGUGAAAGUUACGGUGGUAUAUUAUUGGUUGCUGCAUUUGCAUGGCCACAUUUCUGGGUUAUUUUAAUUGGAUCAUGUUUAUCAACCAUUGGAGCUGGUUUACAAUCACUAACUGGAGCACCAAGACUUCUACAGGCUAUUGCUCAAGACAAUGUUAUGCCAUUCUUGGAUGUAUUCAAAGUAAUUACAAAACGUGGUGAACCAUUGCGUGCACAACUACUGUGUUAUGGAAUUGCACAAUUGGGCAUCCUAAUCGCUUCAAUAGAUUAUCUAACUCCUCUGAUAACUAUGUUCUUCUUGAUGUGUUACGGUUUCGUAAAUUUGGCUACAAUGUUGAAUGGAUUCCUGAAAGAACCAAACUGGCGUCCACGAUUUCGAUUUUAUCAUUGGUUCCUCUCAUUUAUCGGAUUAUGUCUAUGUAUUGCGUUAAUGUUUAUAUCUAGUUGGUAUUAUACUAUCGUCGCUUGGGCGUUAGCUUUUGCCAUCUACAAAUAUAUUGAAUAUAGAGGUGCUUCUAAAGAAUGGGGUGAUGCUACACGUGGUUUACAAAUGUCCACUGCAAAAGAAGCUAUUUUAAAACUAGGCAAUAAACCAAUUCAUACGAAAAAUUGGCGACCACAAAUAUUGGUAUAUUUACCUUUGGAUGAAAAUUUCCAAGCACGUCAUGAUCGUCUACUGGAUUUAGUUUAUCAAUUAAAAGCUGGACAUGGUUUAACCUUGGUAGCGUCAAUUUUAGAAGGUGAUAUUAUCGAUAGACGUAAUGAUAUGAUUGCUGCUAAAGCUCAUUUAAGUGAUCUUAUACAAGAACAUCGUAUUAAAGGUUUAGCUGAAGUUCUUGUUGCUUCUACUAUUGAUGAAGGCAUGAAAAAUAUGGCACAAUGUGCUGGUCUUGGCAAUUUACGGCAUAAUACACUUAUGGUGUCAUUUCCUGAAGAUUGGCGAGUAGAUUGUAAAGGUAGCGGAAGUAAAUUGUCCAAAUUUAUAUCAACUUUAAGAGCUGCACAGGCAUGUGAUAUAGCGAUGUUAGUUCCUAAAGGGAUAGAUUUGUUUCCCUUGAGUAAAGGCAAUCAAAUGAUUGGAAAUGUUGAUGUUUGGUGUAUAGUACAUGAUGGUGGUUUGUUGUUGCUAACAUCAUAUUUGCUUAUGCGUAAUCGUGUAUGGCGCAAAUGUCAUUUACGCAUUUUCGUGGUAGCUACUGAAGAUGAUGAUAUUGUGAAUUUGAAAAAGGAUAUGACCAAGUUCUUGUACGAUUUGAGAAUUAAUGCUGCUGUGGAAGUAGUAGCAAUGAGCACUGCUGAUAUAUCAGCUUAUGUCGCUCAACGAACAGCCAGUAUUGAACAACGUCGUGCACUUCUUAUGCAAAUGAAAAUAUCCAAUGUUGAAGCACGUUGCGAUCCUCAACUUAUUGUUGAUCAGCACCGUAAACCUAGUUCAGUUGAUGUUUAUCCAACAGACGUUAUCAAAUCGAAUUGUUCCAUCGAUUCUCAUGUAGUUUUACCGGCUAUAUCAGCAACACCAACUGGAAGUUCAGAUCCGUCGCCUGAGCAUGCAACAAAUUUAACCAACACCAGUAGUAGUGAUUCUGCCUCCAAAGGAUGUACGAAACCGUCAAAUUUAAAAACGGAUACUGGAUCAAAUGAUAAAACUGUUUCUAAUCAUUCCCAACAUUGUACUGUAUCAUUUGCAACUGGUUCAACUGCUGCAAUUAGUGAAUCUGACAAAUCUACAAAUCUCAAGGAGAAUGACACAGAAACUCAAUUAAAUCGUGAUCUCAAUGAAUUCACUUUUUCACCUUCAAAUCCAUUGAUUAAAUUAGCUCAAAAAGCUGCCAGAGAAGCCGGUUCAAAAGAAGAACAUACGGUGAAUAAAGGGUACCCGGGAAAAAUAACUAGAACCCAACGUCGCUUACAUUGUGCUGUUCGUUUAAACGAAUUGUUACGUAAUCAUUCCAGUGAAUCCGACUUAGUCAUUGUGAACAUGCCUGGACCAUCACGUACUAUAGGAAGUGAAUACUAUUACAUGGAUUAUAUUGAAACUCUGACUGAUGGCCUAUCACGUAUUUUAUUGGUACGUGGAACAGGACGUGAAGUGAUUACUGCAUUUUCUGAAUAAAUAUUAAGAAUAAUCACUAAUUCUGAAUGUUUUAUGCGCGCAUGUUUGCUAUCCUCUUACUAAUGACAUAAGACACAUUCUCACGAAAUAGAACCUAUUAGCAAAACAUAUUAAGUUUUUGUUUUGGUUACAAUUAGUUUAACCUGUUUAUUCGUUAUCUUAACAGGUAUUUUAAAAUGCAUAAACUGCUGUUCCUCUCAAAUUUGUCAGUUUGUUAUAUUGUUCAAUGUUUAUUUUUGAUUAUUCACACUUCAAUUUUGUUUGAACAAGUAGUUCUUUAUUUGUUCAAUCGAUUGACUGUUUUGCUAAAAUUUCUUUCAUCCAUAGAUCAUUGUCUUCUUGUGUUAAAAUAAAUAUUGUAAUCGUGUUCUCGUGAGAUGUUUAAAUCUUUAUGCUGAAUCUUACCUUGCUUCCAUACUGCUGAAACUAUUACCAUCUUAUUUUUAUUAUUCAUAAUUCAAGUGUAACAUUAAGAAAAAUGAAAUGAAGGAUCAAAGAUUAAAUCUUGCUUUCUUGUUUCCUAAUAAUUAUUUCAACAUAACUUCUAAUUCUCCGUUUAACCUGUUUACAUUCAUGAACAGUCUCACUGUUUAGAUUCCAUAGCAGAUAAACGUGAGCUUUCUUUUGUUAUCAUUUUCUCGAAACAACCCGUUUGGUCCUACCUUUCAUUUUUAUGCCCACCACCUUGAAAAUACCAGCUAGUCACUACGGACUAAGUCCAAUAACCACUUUACAAGGAAAAUUGUAUGUUGCGACAUUGGGAGUGGCAACUGUGUUUAGUUAAUCUAAUCUUUAUUUUUUACUUUGUUUGCGCCUUUUCUCAUUCUUUUGGUCCAUUUAGUCGAAUCGGUACAAAUAUUAUUCACUGACUUUUGUCGAUUGUAUUUUCUCGUAAUAAAUAAACAGAACACAACUAACGUACUGUAAUUACGAUCCAUAAUCCAAUUUCGAGGAUAGAAUUCUUCACAUUUGCUGUCUACAAUAAUUCUUAGUGAUUCUACCUCACCCAUUUUUUCAAGUUGUGCAGUUCUAAUCAUUUGAAAGUAUAUUAUACUCCUCUAAACACCUGAAUUUUCCGUCUUCAGAAAUACUCUUUACAGUACACGUUUGUAUUAUGUUGUAACACUACAAUACGCAUAGAACUUAGCUACAUAUAUAUAGACGUGUCUGUGUUGGUUCGUGUAGUUUACUAAUAUAAACUUGUAGAGUAUUUGAAGAGUUAGCAAUUUAGUAAAUGUUUAUCAUUAACUUUAUAAUUGAGAAAACACGUAUGUGUAUACGCUUUCUCAGAUCUUAUUUUCCUCCUACUUUAUCAUUUAUUCACACGCAUGUGACGUCAGUGUACUCCUUUGUCGGUAGAGCAAAACCAGUUUGCUUUAGUAUAACAGUAUCUUUUUUUUAUCCUGUUAGUAUUAAUCCCACUGUAUUGUAUUCAUUUUCCACCACUCAUUGUUUCACUGUAUUUCUUGAAAAAUGUUUUAACACUGUAAAAUUUUAUUUGAAUUUUGAAGUAUAAACUUUCCAUAUAUUCGUAUCUGGACCUUAUGGUUCUUCCUCUAGAUAUAGAUAUUUACUAGUCCACUAUGGACAAACACAUAUGCAAGUGUAGUUAUUUAUAUUUUAGAGUUUUUAUUGUGGUAUCUCUUAAUGGUUAAAGUUCAUUAUAUCAAUGUUCUAAAUAGUUUUAAAACUUCACUUAAUUAUCA